Didymosphaeria variabile is the source of this 2466-nucleotide messenger RNA. RefSeq lists its product as uncharacterized. The coding region runs from base 1 to 2466 and encodes 821 amino acids. Gene Ontology annotation, molecular function: GTP binding; microtubule binding; GTPase activity. The record is from RefSeq and is a predicted model, not a curated record. Gene Ontology annotation, cellular component: membrane; cytoplasm; microtubule. Lineage: Eukaryota; Fungi; Ascomycota; Dothideomycetes; Pleosporales; Didymosphaeriaceae. The transcript has 3 exons.
AUGGUUAAAGACGACCUCGUCAACGGUGAAGGUGACAGCAAUACGACUCUCGUCAACGGUACGAAUGGUGCUAGUACCAUCCUCCAGUCUAACGACACGCGGAACAUUCUUGAUAUCGUCGACAACCUUCGCUCCCAAGGUAUUAGCAGGUACAUCGAUCUUCCCGAGAUCAUCGUAUGCGGCGAACAGUCAUCCGGAAAGAGCUCCGUCCUCGAGGCGAUCUCGGGAGUGACGUUUCCCAGCAAGGACAAUCUUUGUACCAGGUUUGCAACUGAGUUGAUACUCCGACGCGGCCCAAAAUCGCCCAUCAAGAUACGCAUCGUCCCAGGAACCAAUGAGGAGCGUUCACAAGAUGAGAAAACCAAGCUGUUAGAGUUCAAGCAUGAGAUAGCGGUCUCAGCAGAAGCUCUGCAGCUCGACAAAAUCAUCGAGUCUGCAAAAGUGGCGAUGGGUAUUGAUGACAGCACCAAAGUCUUCAGCUCAGACAUCCUUCGCCUGGAGCUUUCUAGUCCGGAACUACCGCAUCUAACCCUUGUUGAUCUGCCGGGUUUAUUCCAAGCUGGUAGUCGUGCACAGUCUGAUGCGGACAGUGACACGGUGAAGUCUCUCGUCCUCAAGUACAUGAGAAGUCCACGAAGCAUCAUCAUUGCCGUUGUAUCCGCAAAAAAUGAUUUCAACAACCAAGCCAUCACCAAAUACUCGCGUGAGAUCGAUCCGAACGGUCUUCGAACCCUGGGGUUGAUCACUAAGCCUGACACUUUAGACAAGGGCUCCGACAGCGAACGCUUCUUCGUCGAACUCGCGCAGAACAAGGAUGUCAAGUUCCGACUGGGAUGGCAUGUCUUGCGCAAUAGGGAAUAUGCCACAAGUCAUUUCACGCUACACGAACGCAACCUCGCAGAGGAACAAUUCUUCGCUUCUGGUAUAUGGACGUCCCUUCAUCCAACACAAGUAGGUGUGCACUGUCUGAAGCCCAGACUCAGCAAGAUCCUCAAGGACCAGAUCCUUGUUCAACUUCCAGAUGUUCUGGCUCAGAUACAAGAUGGCAUACAAGACUGCAAUCAUAGGCUGGAGAUACUCGGUGCGUCCCGCACUACUCGGCAAGAGCAACAGCGAUAUCUCCUCCAUGUGAGUCAAUCCUUCAGCAAACUCGUCAAAGCUGCUGCCGAUGGUCUCUACUCCGAUCCUUUCUUUGGAGACGCCUCCAAUGAGGUCGGUUACCGAAGGCGUCUGAGGGCGAUUCUCCAGAACACAUUGACGGACUUCGCGGAGGCGAUGCGCAAGGAAGGGCACGCAUACGCUAUCGUGGAUGAGGACCUAGCGAAUCAUCCUCGUCAGAUCACCCGCCAAGCCUACGUAGCGAAGGUCAAGAACCUUUUGAAGCGAAGCAGGGGACGCGAGCUACCUGGAACAUUUGACCCACUUAUCAUUGGACAGCUCUUUCAUGAACAGCGUGAACCUUGGAGCAAGCUGGUUAAUGACACUGUGGACAAGGUUGUGCAGGCGGUCCACUUCGUUGUACGCUCGGUCCUAUCGCACUUCUCCAAUCUCUCCACGCUUGAUGCACUUCUCAAACACUUCAUCUAUCCCCGGCUGGAAGUAAUGACCAAAGAGCUACGUGGAAAAGUCAACGAGCUCCUCAAGCCCCACGAUACAGGUCAUCCUAUCACGUACAAUCACUACUUGACCGAGAACGUUCAGAAAGCACAAGAUAAACGUCGCGCUCGCGAAAUCAAGAAGUCACUUGAGAAAUUCUUUGGCAAUGACUAUACAUCUCAAGGAACCCAGCUCAUGAACAUCGACGUCAACAACUUGAUCCAGUUUCUUGUUACAAAGACUGAAGCAGACAUGAACAACUAUGCAAGCUCCACGGCCACAGACUUCAUGGAAGCAUAUUACAAGGUCGCCUUGAAGAAAGUCAUCGAUGACUUCAGUGUGCUGGCCGUUGAGGUUUGUUUCAUAGAGAAACUCCCGAACUUGUUCUGCCCAGAAGAUGUGUUCAACCUUACUGAGGAGACGAUCUCGACCCUAGCCGCCGAAGAUGAAGAGUCCGCGGCGGAACGAGCCCGAUGCAGCGAGAAGCUCCAAGUGCUGGAAAAUGGUCUGAGGGAACUCAAGAGUGUCCAAGGGAUUUCACCAGCUACGUUCCAGGACAAUCAGGGUGAGGAGACCUCCCUCGAAGCAAGCUCUGUCCCUCACAAGCUCACAACUGCAAAUUUGGAAGAAUCGACCAAGAGUCUGUCUUUGGUCAACGGUGUCAGGUCUGUCCAAUAUCCUGGCCCUGUUGAAGUAAAGCCGGUCUCGGAGCCGGAAGAACCUCUAGUUCCGGAACAGCCACGAGACCACGAUGGCUGGGGCCCAUUUUUUGGGACUCCCGCGUAUAAAAAGAAGAAAAUGGGAAAAAAGAAGCCUAUCAAACCACCGCCACCCCCAGUGGAGGAAUACGUGGACACCUAUGAUAGCUAG